Molecule: messenger RNA, 2352 nt
Organism: Pipistrellus nathusii (Nathusius's pipistrelle)
Lineage: Eukaryota; Metazoa; Chordata; Mammalia; Chiroptera; Vespertilionidae
Source: the annotation of a GenBank genome assembly
AUGAGCAGUGCCGUGCUGGUGCCUCGCCUGCCCGACCCCAGCAGCAGCUUCCGAGAGGAUGCGCCCCGGCCCCCGGUGCCGGGGGAGGAAGGGGACACCCCGCCCUGCCCGCCGGCCGCCGCGGGGAAGGGCCCGGCCGCCAAGCCCAUGCCCGUCUCCCCCACCGCCCGGCGCAACGAGGACGGGCUGGGGGAGCCCGAGGGCCGGGCGUCCCCGGAUUCCCCGCUGACUCGCUGGACCAAGUCCUUGCACUGCUUGCUGGGCGACCAGGACGGCGCCUACCUCUUCCGGACCUUCCUGGAGCGGGAGAAAUGCGUGGACACCCUGGACUUCUGGUUCGCCUGCAACGGCUUCAGGCAGAUGGACCUGAAGGAUUCCAAAACGCUGCGCGUCGCCAAGGCCAUCUACAAGCGGUACGUGGAGAACAACAGCGUCGUGGCCAAGCAGCUGAGGCCCGCCACCAAGACUUACAUCAGAGAUGGCAUCAAGAAGCAGCAGAUUGACUCCAUCAUGUUCGACCAGGCGCAGACCGAGAUCCAGGCGGUGAUGGAGGAAAAUGCCUACCAGAUGUUCCUGACUUCGGAUAUAUACCUCGAAUACGUGAGGAGCGGGGGUGAGAACACGGCGUACCUGGGCCACGGGAGCCUGGGGGGCCUCAAGGUCGUGUGCGGCUAUCUCCCCACCUUGAAUGAGGAGGAGGAGUGGACUUGCGCCGACCUCAAGUGCAAACUUUCGCCCACGGUGGUUGGCUUGUCCAGCAAAACCCUGAGGGCCACCGCUGGCGUGCGGUCCACGGAGACGGUCGAGAAUGGAUACAGGUCCUUCAAGAGGAGCGAUCCCGUCAACCCGUACCACGUAGGUUCCGGCUACGUCUUCGCGCCGGCCACCAGCGCCAACGACAGCGAGAUAUCCAGCGACGCGCUGACCGACGACUCCAUGUCCAUGACGGACAGUAGCGUAGAUGGAAUCCCUCCUUACCGCGUGGGCAGUAAGAAACAGCUCCAGAGAGAAAUGCAUCGCAGCGUGAAGGCCAAUGGCCAAGUGUCUCUACCUCAUUUCCCGAGAACCCACCGCCUGCCCAAGGAGAUGACCCCCGUGGACCCCGCCGCCUUCGCGGCCGAGCUGAUCUCCCGGCUGGAGAAGCUGCAGCUGGAGCUGGCGAGCCGGCACAGCCUGGAGGAGCGGCUGCAGCAGAUGCGCGAGGACGAGGAGAAGGAGGGUCCCGAGCUCGUGCUGGGCCUGCGGGACGGGGCGCCCCCGCAGCACCCCCUCUCCCUCCUGCCCUCCGGCAGCUACGAGGAGGACCCGCAGACCAUCCUGGACGACCACCUGUCCCGGGUCCUCAAGACGCCCGGCUGCCAGUCCCCCGGCGUGGGCCGCUCCAGUCCCCGCGCCCGCUCCCCCGACCACCACCACCACCAGCACCAGCCGCCGUACCACCCCCUGCUGCCCCCCGGGGCCAAGCUGCCCCCCGCCGCCGCCGCCUCGCCCGCCGGCUGCCCCCUCCUCGGGGCCAAGGGCUUCGUGACCAAGCAGACCACGAAGCACGUCCACCACCACUACAUCCACCACCACGCCGGCCCCAAGACCAAGGAGGAGAUGGAGGCCGAGGCCGCCCACAGGGUGCGCUGCUUCUGCCCCGGGGGCCCCGAGUAUUACGGCUCCCCCAAGUGCAGGGGCCACCCCAAGGCGCUGGAGCCCGGGCCCGCUGAGCGCUUCGGCGCCCAGAGCACAAAGAAGGCAUCCCCCGCGGAGUCCGCCCGGGGCCCCCCCGCCGAGCGCCCCGGCCGCCACCACCUGUGGGGGGGCGGCGGCGGCGGCGGGCACUCCCGAGCCACUGCCCGCGCCCACCUGUUCGCCCAGGACCCCGCCAUGCCGCCCCUGACGCCUCCCAACACGCUGGCGCAGCUGGAGGAGGCCUGCCGCCGGCUGGCCGAGGUGUCCAAGCCCCCGAAGCAGCGGUGCUGCGUGGCCAGCCAGCAGAGGGACAGGAGCCACGUGGCCACAGGCCAGACGGGAGCCACGCCCUUCUCCGCCCCAGGCCUGGCCGCAGAAGACCACAAAGAGCCAAAGAAGCCAGCGGGGGUCCUUGCGCUCCAGGCCAGCGAGCUGGUCCUCACGUACUUCUUCUGUGGGGAAGAAAUCCCGUACAGGAGGAUGCUGAAGGCGCAGAGCCUGACCCUGGGCCACUUUAAAGAGCAGCUCAGCAAAAAGGGGAACUAUAGGUAUUACUUCAAAAAGGCCAGCGACGAGUUUGCGUGCGGCGCCGUGUUCGAGGAGGUCUGGGACGACGAGACGGUGCUGCCCAUGUACGAGGGCCGGAUCCUGGGCAAGGUGGAGCGGAUCGACUGA